Sorex araneus (European shrew) is the source of this 690-nucleotide messenger RNA. RefSeq names its product neuromedin U (gene NMU). The transcript is spliced from 10 exons. The coding region runs from base 29 to 550 and encodes 173 amino acids. Lineage: Eukaryota; Metazoa; Chordata; Mammalia; Eulipotyphla; Soricidae. The record is from RefSeq and is a predicted model, not a curated record. Gene Ontology annotation, molecular function: neuromedin U receptor binding.
CAGCGCAGGGUGCCGAGCCCCGACCGAGAUGCCGCGCGCCCCCAGCCGCCGCGCCCGGACGCCCCCCGGAGCCGGGGCGUCCCCGCUGCCGCCGCUGCUGCUGCUGCUCGGAUGCUGCGCGGGCGCCUGCCGAGGUGCCCCACUAUUACCUCAAGGAUUACAGCCUGAACAAGAACUCCAAUUGUGGAAUGAGCUAGAUGAAGUCUGUUCAUCUUUCCUGUCCCUUAACUCCCAGCUGCAGACUUCCAAAGCAUUGGAGGAGUUUUGCUUCACAAUUCUGGGAACUCCACCCAGGCCCCAGCAAGAAACAGAUGAAAAAGAUAAUACCAAAAGGUUCUUAUUUCAUUAUUCGAAGACACAGAAGCUGGGCAAUUCAAAUGUUGUGUCGUCUGUCCUGCAUCCUUUGCUGCAGCUCAUUCCUCAACUGCACGAGAGAAGAAUGAAGAGAGUCAAAAUGAGUGGUAAAUUCCAGAUUCCUUUUGGAAAGCCAAUUCCAAGUUUCUUCAGGUUCAAGCCACGCAAUGGGAGACGAUCAGAAGCUUACAUUUAAGCCGGAUACCGAAUCUUUUCCGCAGUAGCAACACCACAGGAUAUAAAAUGUUCUUAGAGUUUGUUUUCUUAUCAAAAAUAAUCCUUAUGUUUGAUGUGUUUGAGAAUUCCUGAGUUGUAAACAUUCUUUGUAAAAAUUUG